UGUACUUAGGUACAGUACUUGUGUUGAGUAAAUGUAGCCUACUUAGUUACUCUCCCCUGCUUCUCUUCAUCCAUCAAUGUUCUCCAUCACUGGUUAUUAGCAAUUUACUCUGUGACCUUGCUUCGCGCUUUCUGGCACCACGCGCUUGCCGUAGUUGUCAGUGCGGACUUGUACUCUCCUCCUUGACUCGGGACGAAUGAAAGAAGAUGUUUGUUUUUGUGUGGCGGUAUUAAGGCAUCUUUAAACAUGUCUCUUAAUGGAGGGGGAAGCAGAGGAUUUUACUUCAACACCGUCUUGUCUUUGGCACGGUCGUUGGCAGCUCACCGGCAGGCGCCGAUAGAGAAGGUCCAGAAGCUACAAUGCAUGUGCCCCGUGGACUUCAGAGGAGUCUUCCAGCUGGAUGAGAGGAGGAGAGAUGCUGUCAUUGCACUCGGCAUCUUUCUGGUGGAGUCAAACCUGCAGCACAAAGAUGCUAUUGUCCCCUACCUUCUUGGGUUGCUUAAAGGGCUUCCUAAAGUCCAGUGGAUUGAAGAAAGCUCAGAACGCAAAGGAAGGGAGACCCUCCCUGUCGCAGAGAACUUCACCUUUGGUCUUGUGACACUGCUCUCAGACGUUGCCCAACGUGAUGAGACCUUACGAGGACAGAUCCUGGAGGCGGUCAUGGACAUCAUGCAGAUCCUGCAAGAUAUCUGCAAGAAUCCAGAAGUUCAUGAUAAAGAAUACCUGUGCAGGUACACUGUGCCCACCCUGCUCGGUGUUGCCCGCUUUGGCCGCUACAGCAACACUGACGAGCCGCUACUGUCCAAGCUGUUCCCUCGACCGGUUACUCCCGUGCCGCCUACGGCCGAUGAUAGUGAUGGACCGCACCGCCGGUCCUUCAAUGACUUCCGCUCCAUCCUGCCGAGCUCUUUGCUCACGGUGUGUCAGGGAGACACUCUGAGACGUAAAGGCACCAGUCAACAGGCCAGUCCAGAGAGAGCCUGUCUGACCCCCAUCUCCCCUGCUGACCCCUCUGCACAGUACUUUGAAGGUUCAUACCUCCCUGAUGGCAGCGCAGUGGACCCUGAUUACUACUUCUCCACCAUCAGCUCCAGCUUCUCUGUCUCACCUCUUUUCACUGGAAGCAGCUCUGGAGAGUUUCAUGUCCCUCUGGAUAUGCUCAGACAGACCCUUCACAUGGUUGAACAUUUUGUCUCCGAGUCGUUUUUAAAAUCUCUGGAUGAGUCCUUGGCAGAACUUCUAGAGUUGAAUCCUGGGCUUCAUCUCUACUACAAAACCUUCAGUGAUCCUCUGUAUGUAGCGAUAUUCAAAAUGCUGAGAGACACGCUGUACAAUUUAAAAGACCUUCAGACAGACUACGUGAAGGAGGUUCAUGACUUUGUGCUGGAGCAGUUUAGCAGCAGCCAGUCGGAGCUGCAGAGGAUCCUGCAUGAUGUCGAGUACCUCCAGAGUGAACUGAGCCCACUCAAACUGCGCUGUCAGGCCAACGCUGCCUGUGUGGACCUCAUGGUGUGGGCUGUUACUGAAGAGCAAGGAGCUGAGAACCUUUGCACUAAACUAUCCGAGAAGCUGCAGUCCAAGACGUCCAGUAAAGUCAUCAUCGCUCACAUGCCGCUCCUCAUUUGCUGCUUACAGGGAUUAGGUCGUCUGUGUGAGCGCUUUCCUGUGGUGGCCCACUCUGUCACCAUGUCGCUGAGAGACUUCUUGGUGGUGCCCUCUCCUGUUCUGGUGAAGCUGUACAAAUACCACAGCCAGUACACUACAGGGGCUGGUGAGAUAAAGAUCCAUGUGACCAACGAACAUUCCCAGUCAACCCUCAGUACCCAUUCGAACAAGAAGAGCCAACCCUCCAUGUACGAACAGCUGCGGGACAUCUCCAUCGAUAACAUCUGCAGGUGCCUGAAAGCCGGACUGACUAUGGAUAAUGUCAUUGUAGAAGCUUUCCUCGCCAGUCUGUCUAACCGUCUCUACAUCUAUCAGGAAAAUGAUAAGGAUGCUCACCUGAUCCCAGACCACACCAUCAGGGCUUUGGGUCACAUCGCUGUGGCCUUACGGGACACCCCCAGAGUAAUGGAGCCCAUCCUCCAGAUCCUACAGCAGAAGUUCUGUCAGCCUCCCUCCCAGCUUGACGUCCUCAUCGUAGACCAGCUUGGCUGCAUGGUCAUCACAGGCAAUCAAUACAUCUACCAGGAAGUUUGGAAUUUGUUCCAGCAGAUCAGUGUGAAAGCCAGCUCCAUGGUCUACUCUAACAAAGACUACAAGGACCAUGGAUACAGACACUGUUCCUUGGCUGUGAUAAAUGCUCUGGGUAAUAUAGCAGCGAACCUCCAGUCUGAGCAGAUGGUGGACGAGCUGCUUGUCAACCUGCUGGAGCUUUUUGUCCAACUGGGUCUGGAGGGGAAGAGAGCCAGUGAGAGAGCCGCAGACAAAGGCCCAGCUCUGAAGGCGUCAAGCAGUGCCGGAAACCUCGGUGUCUUAGUUCCAGUUAUUGCAGUGCUGACUAAGAGGUUGCCACCAAUUAAAGAAGCAAAGCCGCGUCUGCAGAAGCUCUUCAGGGACUUUUGGCUCUACUCCGUUGUCAUGGGAUUUGCUGUGGAGGGUUCAGGUUUAUGGCCAGAAGAAUGGUAUGAGGGAGUUUGUGAGAUUGCAACCAAAUCACCACUGCUCACAUUUCCCAGUGGGGAACCUUUACGCUCAGAGCUGCAGUACAACUCCGCUCUGAAGAAUGACACUGUCACUCCGGCGGAGCUGAAUGAUCUGCGUAGCACCAUCAUCAACCUGCUGGAUCCUCCUCCUGAGGUGGCUGCACUCAUCAACAAACUGGACUUUGCCAUGUCCACAUAUUUGCUGUCUGUUUACAGAUUGGAAUACAUGAGGAUGCUGCGCGCUCUGGACUCUGACCGCUUUCAGGUCAUGUUUCGAUACUUUGAAGACAGAGCAAUACAGAAGGAUAAAUCUGGCAUGAUGCAGUGUGUGAUUGCUGUGAGCGACAAGGUUUUUGAGGUCUUUCUGCAAAUGAUGGCAGAAAAACCAAAAACCAAAGCCCAUGAGGAGGAGCUGGAACGUCACGCUCAGUUCCUCUUGGUCAACUUCAACCACAUCCACAAGAGGAUCCGCAGAGUGGCUGACAAAUAUUUGUCCGGCCUGGCUGAAACUUUCCCCCACUUGUUGUGGAGUGGCCGUGUGCUGAGGACCAUGUUAGACAUCCUGCAGACGCUUUCCCUCUCACUCAGUGCAGACAUUCAUAAAGACCAACCUUAUUACGACAUCCCAGACACGCCACACAGAAUCACUGUCCCAGAUACAUACGAAGCCAGAGAGAGCAUAGUGAAGGAUUUUGCUGCACGUUGUGGAGAGAUCCUUAAAGAAGCAAUGAAGUGGGCGCCAUCUGUGACCAAAUCUCACCUCCAGGAGUAUCUGAACAAACAUCAGAACUGGGUGUCGGGUCUCUCCCAGCACACAGGCCUGGCCAUGGCUACAGAGAGCAUUCUGCACUUCGCCGGUUACAACAGACAGAGCACCACACUGGGGUCCACUCAGCUGACUGAGAGACCAGCCUGUGUGAAGAAGGACUACUCUAACUUCAUGGCCUCCCUCAACCUCAGGAACAGAUACGCUGGAGAGGUAUCGGGUAUGAUGCACUUCUCCCAGGCAGUUCGAGGACAGACCGAUCUGAGCCAAAUAGUGAUCAAGCAGAUGGGGGAGGCUUUAGACUCUGCACAGCCUAAGGGCUUCACUGAGGCCAUGUUCAAACUGGCUGCGUUGCUCAUCAGCACCAAAGACUGUGACCCUCAGCUCCUGCACCACCUCUGCUGGUCUCCUCUCAAGAUGUUCACAGCACACGGCAUGGAAACAGCUAUCGCUUGCUGGGAGUGGCUGCUGGCAGCUCGUGUUGGAGUGGAAGUGCCGUUUAUGCGAGAGAUGGCGGGAGCGUGGCAGAUGACCGUGGAGCUUAAGAUGGGCUUGUUCUCCGACGCUCAGGUGGAGGCUGAUCCUCUGGCUGCAUCAGAGGAAAGUCAGCCUGCCCCCUGCCCUCCAGAUGUUACCCCUCACCAAAUAUGGAUCGAGUUUCUAGUCCAGAGGUUUGAGAUAGCAAAGUACUCCAGCGCAGAUCAAGUGGAGAUUUUUGGCAGUUUGCUACAACGCUCGCUGUCGCUCAACGUCGGUGGGGCUAAGGGUAGCCUCAACCGCCACGUAGCUGCCAUUGGGCCUCGUUUCAGGCUGCUGACUCUGGGUCUGGCUCUGCUCCACUCUGAUGUCCUCACCAAUUCAACUGUAAGAAAUGUGCUCCGAGAGAAGAUCUAUUCUACAGCCUUUGAUUACUUCAGCGCUGCUCCAAAGUUCCCAACACAAGGUGACAAGCAUCUCCGCGAGGACAUCUGCACCAUAAUCCGUUUCUACGCCAGCAUCCUGUCCGACAAGAAGUACCUGGCAGCAUGCCACUUGGUACCCCCUGAUAAUCAGGACCCGUCCCUGAACAGUCUGUCAGUGAUGAACGCUGCUGACCUCAGGAGCAGCAUGGACUCAAGCGCUCGCUCCCAGCAGAGCAGCCAGGGAUGGAUCAACACCUACCCGCUGUCCAGUGGCAUGUCAACCACCUCCAAGAAAUCCGGCACGUCCAAGAAGAGUAACAGAGGGACGCAGCUUCACAAAUACUACAUGAAACGCAGGACUCUGUUGCUGGCCUUACUGGCCAGUGAGAUCGAACGGUUGACGACGUGGUACAACCCUCUCUCCGCUCAGGAGCUGGCCAUCGCCACGGAGCAGUCAGUGGAGACCAGCAUCGCCAACUGGAGGUCCAAAUACAUCAGUCUGACUGAGAAACAGUGGAAGGACAAUGUGAACCUGGCCUGGGGUAUCGCACCCUACCUGGCUAUGCAGCUACCAACAAGGUUUAAGAAUGAUGCCAUUGUUUCUGAAGUGACCCGGCUGGUGAGACUGGACCCCGGAGCUGUCAGUGAUGUACCCGAGGCUGUCAAGUUCCUGGUGACGUGGCACACUAUUGAUGCCGACUCUCCUGAGCUGAGCCACAUCCUGUGUUGGGCUCCAGCAGACCCGCCCACUGGUCUCUCCUACUUCAGCAGCAUGUACCCUCCUCAUCCUCUCACCGCUCAGUACGGGGUUAAGGUGCUGCGCUCCUUCCCUCCAGAUGCCAUCUUGUUCUACAUUCCUCAGAUUGUUCAGGCUCUCCGUUAUGAUAAGAUGGGUUAUGUGAGAGAGUACAUCCUGUGGGCAGCCCAGAAGUCUCAGCUUCUCGCCCACCAGUUCAUCUGGAACAUGAAGACCAACAUCUUCAUGGACGAGGAGGGACACCAGAAAGACCCUGACAUCGGGGAGCUGUUGGAGCAGAUGGUCGAGGAGAUCACGGGUUCUCUGUCGGGUCCAGCCAAAGACUUCUACCAGAGAGAGUUUGACUUCUUCAACAAGAUCACCAACGUGUCCGCCAUUCUCAAGCCUGUUCCAAAGGGAGAGGAGAGGAAGAGGGCCUGUCUCAAAGCUCUGUCGGAUAUCAAAGUCCAGCCAGGCUGUUACCUACCGAGUAACCCUGAAGCCAUAGUGCUGGACAUCGACUACAAGUCUGGAACUCCCAUGCAGAGUGCUGCCAAGGCGCCCUAUCUGGCCAAAUUCAAGGUGAUGCGUUGUGGAGUGAGUGAACUGGAGAGGGAGGGUCUCCGCUGUCCCGCGGAUUCUGUGGAUGAAGGAGAGGAGAAUCCAGACGGAUCACGCAGGAUUUGCUGGCAGGCUGCCAUCUUUAAAGUGGGAGACGACUGCAGACAGGAUAUGCUCGCUCUGCAGAUCAUCGGUCUUUUUAAGAACAUCUUCCAGCUGGUGGGCUUGGAUCUGUUUGUAUUCCCCUACAGAGUGGUGGCCACUGCACCGGGGUGCGGCGUGAUCGAGUGCAUCCCAGACUGCAAGUCCAGAGACCAACUCGGCAGACAGACGGACUUCGGGAUGUACGAUUACUUUCGCAACCAGUACGGAGAUGAAUCCACCCUCGCCUUCCAGAAGGCUCGGUAUAACUUCAUCCGCAGCAUGGCCGCCUACAGCCUUCUGCUGUUCCUGCUGCAAAUCAAAGACAGACACAAUGGCAACAUCAUGCUGGACAGCAAGGGCCACCUCAUCCACAUAGACUUUGGCUUCAUGUUUGAGAGCUCUCCCGGAGGGAACCUGGGCUGGGAGCCGGACAUCAAGCUGACCGACGAGAUGGUGAUGAUCAUGGGAGGCAAGAUGGAGGCCACGCCUUUCAAAUGGUUCAUGGAGAUGUGCGUCAGAGGAUAUCUGGCUGUACGACCCUACAUGGAUGCAGUGGUUUCUCUAGUGACCCUCAUGCUGGACACUGGGCUGCCAUGCUUCAGAGGACAAACCAUCAAACUCCUCAAAGGACGGUUUAAUCCUCAAAUGAGUGAGAAAGAAGCCGCAGCGUUCAUCAUUAAAGUCAUCCAAAGCUGCUUCCUCAGCAGCAGGAGCAAAACGUACGACAUGCUGCAGUAUUACCAGAACCAAAUUCCUUACUGAAAGUCUUGUGCCGGACCUCCACUGUACGUCCAAUACAAACGUCUCCACAACUGCAAUGCAAAACUUCUUUUGGAUGAUUUUAAUACGGCGGCGGAUGCAUUUUCCAUGCGCGUCCUGCCGUUUCUGUACUCCUGUGUGAGACAACAAUAUGGCACUUUGAUCCUUAUGCUCUGAUCUUAUUCAGCAUACUGUAAGUUUUUUGGAUUUUAUAAUGUACUUCUAUGUUUUAAAGUACGUCUUUAUUUUACUUGAUAGUAAAUAACCAUGUUCAACUUUAACCAAAAGAGGUAUUUGAAUCACCCUUUAAGUAUUUUCUUCUUGACGCUGUUAUUUGUUACUAACACUAACUAGAGGAAGCCGAUUUAUAGUGUUUGUCAAAGCCGCUGUUGUCAUUGUUAUCAUUUUGUUUCUAUGCUGUUAUCCACUUUUAUGCACUUUAUAAAUCACAGUAUUUCAUCGGCUUCUCCUGCCUAUGAUCACGAGCUUAAACAGAGAUUAUAAAUCAGAAAUCGGUGAUUUAAAAGCGUUCUGCAGUUUAAUCGACUGAUUAAUAAAAUCGCAGUGUUUUUUGAUUUAGUAGAAUACGAGCCGGUAGUUGGAUCAAGAAUCAAUCAGCAUUAAUCUAACGGUAGUCUUUAGGAAUGUAAUGGUAGAGAAUCAAAACGUUAUUAUGCUGUAGUAUUUACUGUUGAAUCACAUCAACAUCGCAGGUUUCGUUCUGUGAUUUACGUGGAACUUGUAGAGUUAUAUGUGAAGAAGAUUUUAAUAACUGCUGCUUUGAUGCUUAUCCUAAAAGCCAGUCAUGUCUCACAUAUUAAUCAGUCAGCUUUAGCCUACAUUGGUCAUGUAGACGGGAAUCUAUCGCCCCGCAGCAUGAAGUUUUAAGAACCUGUCCAGCAUCGGUGCGAGGUUCGGACUUUUGUUUCCACUGUGUUUCACAAACCGGGUCGUUUUGAUAUUACCUCAUUAAAAAGACAACAUUUGUAUUUGCUGUUUGUCAGGAAUAAACGGCUUUUCGUGUAUUACCAUUACGUUCAAGUCACAGAACUAAGCAUCUGAUGUUCUGAAAGAUUCAUUUUCAAAAAGUAAAAACACACUUAUUAUAACCAUCUGGAUUGAAAUGCAUUUAGUCUGCUUUACCAAUUGAAAAGAUUUAAACCUGUUUCUUUUGCUAAUCCAAACAAACAUGGUGGCUGGAAAUUAAAUAUGAUGUCGCUCAAUGUGAACCUAAAUAUUAUGAUUACAUAUAGUGGUAGAAAUUGAUGUUGAUUUCCAGUUACCUGGAUUUGUAAAUAUAGAAACAAAAAAUAGUUUUUUUACGGUGCAACAGAUCUUUUCAUCCGAAUGGCUAAAAACGUUUUUAAGGAUUCUGGAAACCUCUUCAGCCAUGUUGGUUUGUCCACCACUUUGAUCCAGAAUGAAUUAUCUUGGCAAUUAUGAAAUGGAUUAUUAUCCUCAGAUCGCAGCGUGUUUAUUUCUUCCAGAAAAUCAAAUGCUCAGCUUUAUGACUUGAAUGUGACGGUUUCUCUCUCUCUGGAGCCACACGAGGCUUCAUGCUCCCAAAGACCUGUUGUGUACAAUCAAUGGGAGUUCCCCUUUUAAUAAUCGCCGUGUCAUCUACCCUUCAUGAGAGACCUCCAGACUUUGCUUCAGAGUCACCUCCUGAGCAGCUUAACAGUGGAAAUAAAAGCAGAACCGGUGACAAGUGGCUUCAUGUGAAGUUCCUGUAUUGAAAAAGGACUUCAGGAGAGAGAUGACCGCUGCAACGAUUAGUCGAUCAACAGAAGAAGAAUCACCAACCAUUUUGAUAAUUGAUUAAUCGUUAAAGUAAUUUUUCAUGCAAAAAUAUCCUCUCGAAUAUGUAAUAGAGAUUUCAUCCUUUUCUCUGUUUUAUAUAAUGUUAAACUGAAUAUCUUUAAGACAUAUAAAGACAUCACCUUGGAAUAUGAGAAACUAUAUUCGGACGUUUUACAGACCAAACGAUUCAUCUAGAAAAUAAUCUGCAGAUUAUUCGAUGAUGAAUUGUUAGUUGCGUUCCCGGCUGACGGCACAAAGGGAGGACCAGGAGCUCACUGACUGCUCUAUAUCAGAUUUAUUGUCCUGUCUAAUACAAUGUGUUUACAGUACAUGUGACCCUGUUUAGAAACAUUCCUCUUUGUGUAUCUGAGUAGACUCGAAUCUCUUGGGUUGUGUUUUGGACGAUCGUGCUUUUACGGAUGCAGAUGAUGAUGAUACCUAAAAAGCCAUUUCUCCUACCCUUAGGUAGAAACACAACUGUAGUAAUACUUGACAAACGAACCUUACCUUAUGCAAUAUAUCCGUGUAUAUCGAUGCUGUAUUUGUGUGUUGCGUUCAACAAAUGAACUUGCUAUAAUUCCCUCCAUCCUGAUCCUUGAGUGAGAAGUGUUUCUCUGACUUACUGUCGUUACAGUAUUUACUUAAGUACUUGUUUGAUAGCUUAUAAAAAGAGAGUUGACGCUGCUGUGAUUAACUCCUUUACAAAGCCAUUUUAAUGUAGUGGAUUAUAUUCAGUUGCUGUAUUUUAAAUAAGUUAGUCAUCGCUUAUGUCAAUCAGAUAUGUAAUAUAUAAAUGUAUGUGUGCCGUUUUUUGUUUGUAUUUGCUCAGUUUGUGGCGACAUCAUUGCCGGUUCAGAUGAGAUCCCAUCUGUUGUUCUGAUCAUGUGAAAACUUCUUAUUUCCAGAUUAAAUGUGUGAACAUUUCAACAGUCA
Cottoperca gobio is the source of this 9246-nucleotide messenger RNA. It is a transcript of the gene pi4kaa, whose product is annotated as phosphatidylinositol 4-kinase, catalytic, alpha a. Gene Ontology annotation, biological process: phosphatidylinositol-mediated signaling; phosphatidylinositol phosphate biosynthetic process. Gene Ontology annotation, cellular component: plasma membrane; cytoplasm. Gene Ontology annotation, molecular function: 1-phosphatidylinositol 4-kinase activity. The record is from RefSeq and is a predicted model, not a curated record. Lineage: Eukaryota; Metazoa; Chordata; Actinopteri; Perciformes; Bovichtidae.